GGCAACCCUGAGGCACUACUUAAUACCAUAUGGUUAAACAAUAAUUUGCACUUUGGUAUGAGGGGAAGGAAGGAGCAUAUUGACAUGUUAUUUGGAGACAUAAAAAUGAUGACAAAUAAUUGGUGAACAAUUUUUGGAGUACAAUGAAAGGCUGACCAAAACCAGGACAGGACACAGUGACAGCAGAGCAUUUGCACCUAAAAUGUUUGCAACACCAGGUAAUCCACGCUGUCCAGUCAAUGCUUUCAAACAAUAUAUUCGCCGCCGCCCUGAAGAUGCUCUGACUCAAGACAGUCGCUUUUAUCUAAGUAUAAAACGGAUAAUGCAACCUGAUGCCAGUGAAAAUGCUAAACAAACAUGGUUUACCAUGCAGCCAUUGGGAAAAAAUACUCUAGGAGAUUUAGCAAAAAAAAUGUCUAUGAAAGGUGGUCUUACAGGAAGAAAAGUUAACCAUAGUGUUCGCAAGACUACAGUUUCCUCACUUCUUCACUCCAGUGUGGAGGCUACUACAGUCAUGCAGUUGACAGGCCAUAAGAAUGUUGCUUCAUUCAAUGAGUAUAGUUCAGCAUCAUUACAGCAACAGCAAACUAUGUCUAAUAUUUUAUCUGAUAUUGGUUUAGGAAGCCGAUGAUUAAUACCACAAGAACCAAAUUCAAACACUAGUUUUGAAGCCAAACCUGCAGAUUUUCCUGAGGAUGAUAUUUUUGACAGUAUUGAACUAAUUGAAGUCUGCAAAACAAUAGAAAAUUUUGAAUCUGCAGAAAAAAAUGUAAAAAUAACCAGUGGAAAAUCCACAUUUUCCAUUCUUCCA
Messenger RNA from Mytilus californianus (California mussel), 811 nucleotides. RefSeq lists its product as uncharacterized. The record is from RefSeq and is a predicted model, not a curated record. Lineage: Eukaryota; Metazoa; Mollusca; Bivalvia; Mytilida; Mytilidae. Gene Ontology annotation, molecular function: DNA binding. Gene Ontology annotation, biological process: DNA recombination; DNA integration. The transcript is spliced from 2 exons. Bases 203 to 631 code for a protein of 142 amino acids.